Messenger RNA from Solanum verrucosum, 528 nucleotides. RefSeq names its product protein LATERAL ORGAN BOUNDARIES-like. NCBI's taxonomy places the organism in Eukaryota, Viridiplantae, Streptophyta, Magnoliopsida, Solanales, Solanaceae. Bases 1 to 528 code for a protein of 175 amino acids. The record is from RefSeq and is a predicted model, not a curated record. The transcript has a single exon.
AUGGCUUCAUCCAGCUGCUACAACUCCCCUUGUGCUGCUUGCAAAUUCCUUAGGAGAAAAUGUCUUCCUUGUUGCAUUUUUGCACCUCAUUUCCCACCUGAGGAGCCACACAAAUUUGCCAAUGUUCACAAAAUUUUUGGGGCUAGCAAUGUGACCAAGCUUUUGAACGAAGUCCUCCCUCAUCAGAGGGAGGACGCGGUCAACACUCUGGCCUACGAGGCGGAGGCCAGAGUGAGGGACCCCGUUUAUGGUUGUGUUAGCGCAAUAACUUUCCUCCAACGCCAGGUCGAGCGCCUUGAGAAGGAGCUCGACGCGGCGAAGGCGGAUUUAAUGCGCUAUGCUUCAAAUUGCAAUGAUGUGUCACCACCAUUAAUUGGUUCUCAUCAUCAUGAAGGAGAAAAUAUUGGAUCAACACUUCAUAACAUGGCAAUUAGUAGAAGAAUGGGAUAUGAUCAUCAUGGAGGAGGAGGAAGCUAUUUUCCUUGGAAUGAUCAAAACACCUCAGGAGGAGGAGGAGGAAAUAUUUGA